AUGGUCUUCAUGGCUCGGGCGUCAUCAGAAUCGAUGUCUCUAGGGGACAUCCAAUCCUGGCAUUUCGACCUCGAUCGAUGGGUGAACCCAUGGAUUCCGGCGCCGAGAUGGCAUCUGGUUCCUCGACCGAUCGCACACUUCCUUGGCUACCGAGACAGUGCCCCAAGACCGCUGGGGAAUGUGUUGUUGGCCUUAUGGUCGAUGGUGGGAGCUUUCUGCGGCGUGGCCCUGGUGGCCGAGGUCUCCAGCCGCGUGCCUUCCUUUGAGGCACGCAAUGCACCGGCGAUUAUUGGAAGCUUUGGAGCGGCGGCGGUAAUCGAGUUCUGCGCCAUUGAGUCGCCCUUUGCACAGCCGCGAAAUGCUUUUUUCAGCCAGAUGAUUGCCUGUUUUAUGGGCGUUGGAAUAUCCAAACUUUUCGCGUUGAGUUCUCAUGCAGAGAACUACACGUCACUCGGUGGUGCGCUGGCCUGUGGUCUCACCACCGCCGUGAUGCUUCUAACCGGCACUGUACACCCACCGGCGGGUGCGACAGCCCUGCUGGCCGUUACGAAUUCGCAGACAGCUGGACUGGGCUGGUUUCUCUUUCCCAUCAUGAUCCUGGGGAUUACGUUGAUGCAGGCGGCCGCCUUGCUCAUCAACAAUAUCCAGCGGCGGUAUCCAUUGUACUGGUGGACGUCACACCCUCUGGCCCGAGCCCAGUCCACAGAUGAUAACGAGAAGGGACCUCACAAGGCGGGCUCUAAUGUGUCCAGUUACUAUGAGGAUAGCCUGACAGACGUUCCUCGACGAUUGGUAGUGCAACGGGGGGAUAUCGAGGUGCCCGAUGGGGUGUAUUUAUCGCAUGAGGAGCGUGCCAUGCUGGAGCGGAUCAGUGAAAGGAUCUAA
Messenger RNA from Penicillium macrosclerotiorum, 885 nucleotides. RefSeq names its product HPP family protein. The transcript is spliced from 2 exons. Lineage: Eukaryota; Fungi; Ascomycota; Eurotiomycetes; Eurotiales; Aspergillaceae. The record is from RefSeq and is a predicted model, not a curated record. The coding region runs from base 1 to 885 and encodes 294 amino acids.